Molecule: messenger RNA, 7624 nt
Organism: Pogonomyrmex barbatus (red harvester ant)
Lineage: Eukaryota; Metazoa; Arthropoda; Insecta; Hymenoptera; Formicidae
Biological process (GO): chemical synaptic transmission
Cellular component (GO): cytoplasm; dendritic spine; plasma membrane
Molecular function (GO): protein binding
Source: RefSeq, a predicted model, not a curated record
AAAGGAAUAUUUUGUCAAAAUUUCAAGGUGGAGAUUUCUAGGUAGAAAUAAUAUCGAGAGCGAUGACCACGUGUCAACAGCUGUCUCUUUCGCGUAAUCUCCGAUAACGUUGGUCGCGCGAGAGAAGCCAGCCGGCCGCGUCUCGUGCGGACGUUAUUACGGUCUCUGUGUCUCACCCCGUAUGCAUCACUGACCCAACCCUACCGCACGCGGUGCUCCAUCCCCCCCUUUGAGCACCCCCCCCGCGGCUCUGUAUGAAGUAUAAUACUUUCGUGGUGUCGCGGGCACGAGUGACGGCGCGGGUUGAGUGGCGCGUUGUUCUCGCGCUAGCACGACCUCGUUAGAGCAAAGGGAAGAGCUGGAUUUUUCAUCCGUGUACAAUAGCGCGGCUCGCGAAACUGCGAUAUACACACAUUUCGACGAUGACCUCUUUAGAUAAUUCGAAAACAAUCCUUUUCUACGGAGAAUUUAGAAGAGUCAUAGCGCGAAACGUACGCGUUAAACGUCUCAAUCCUCAAAAACUUUUUUCCAAAAUCUUUUCUUUUUUUUUCCCCCUCUAUUUUGCAAGACAGCUUGAUCUCCGAGAAAAGAAAUAAGCGCACGCUGCCGAACUACUUUGCACGACACAGCACGUACACGGCGAAUAAAUAGAUUGGCGCAGACAACACACGCGAGGGGCGACGUUGAGGGAUACGAGGAGGAACGCGCAUCCUCACCUCCGUCGUUUCUACAUGUACAUAUCUCGAAAUGCGGAAUGCGUGAACGUUCGCGGCACGGGCAUCUCGCCGCAUUUAAUAGUCAGCGAAUUUCUCUCUCUCUCUUUCUCUCUCUCUGCCCGCAGAAUGGACAUCCUGCUGCGAGACAUGAACGCGCCGUGGCGAUGACAAGCCUGAUCUUGGAGAACGCCGACUUGAAUCGACUCUUUCCGAAAUGCCGGCCUAGGGGCGGCCCACCCCCGGCCCCGGGGGCCUCCACGCAGAGCAGCCAGCAGCAGCCGCAUGACAGCCCCUGCCAGACGGAGGCCGCCGCUAUCGCCACCGCCGCCACCGCCGCGACCGCCGCAACAGCCGCCGCUGUCACAAUCGCCUCUACGAACACGUCGACGAGCGCCUCCGCGAUAUCGGACGACAUGAUCGACCUCGAGCGCGACACCUCCGACAGGUAUAGGAAACGAGCGAAUGGCAGAAAAAAUUCAGGUUCGCUGUCCCGUAGGACGGCGAGCGUGGUGCCCGGUUUCACGGUCGAGGGCCAGCUGCCGCACGCUACGAAGCCGCUUUCGUCGAGUUCCUCCUCGGCGUCCGGACGCAGCGAGGACGCGCCGCAAUACGGCAGCCUGCCCGGUAGCGAUCAUCAGGGACAAUCGCAGCAGGACGACAGCGGACCCGAGGGGAGUCCGGUGUACAUUUUGACCUCGACCAAGGGAGGUCCCAGCUAUAAGCUUCGGGAUUCAAGAAUUAUAGAAAUCGCUGGUGGUCGAGAAGUGUUCUCGCAGAGCCGAGGGAAGGUGGCAGCUAGAAAGUCGCGAUUUCUGGCUGCGUCGAAUUCCAUAAAUAACGAGGAUAUUCAAACUGAUAAUAAGCUGUCUGUUAAGAAGAAUAAUAAGUCUCCUAGCUCGCAGACCAUAUGGGAGUUACGAAGCCGAUGUGGUGAAACUAGGAAGCAACGUGCAAAUCGAGAGGUCACAGAAACUGUGUUUGCCUCCGAGGUACAUUCGGUGCGACGCAACGCCGCGAAAUCCAUUCUCGAUUACGACUCGCCCAAGAGCAAUCGCAGCAAUCGCAUAAUCAAUUAUGAUUCAAUCUUGAAUAGCAAUAAUGUAGAAUAUACCGUACCGAAAAGUAUUACCGAUCUGGAUUAUGGAUUACCCAAGAGUUGCGUAGAUUAUCAGUCGAAUCACAACACACCCGCGAGAAGCAUGGCUAUCGUCAGCGAUGGUGAGGUUGUGGUGUUCGAUGAUAUCGAUGACAACUGGCAGGGGCUACGGCUGGAUUUGGCGUCGAAUAAUACGAAUCAGAUCACGACGACGAGUCUAGAUCUAGAGACGGAUGAUUCUCAGAGAGGUCGUAUUGCGCCGGAACCGCCGAGUUCUAGCGUCGGAAGUACUCCUAGUCCUACGACGGCAUAUCAUCGCAAUACUUCGGAAUUUUUCAAAGUUGUUACACCAGCGAGUGAUUGCGAGGCGGAUUCUCCUUCUCCAGAACGUAAUCAUAAAGUCGCGAGAGUAAUUGGUGAAUUACCAAUCGCUCAGUAUUCCGGUAGCCCGAGACGUUACGGAGUUCGCGAAAAUGCACAGCUUCCUAGCUUGUUAUCGUCACCUUCAAUGUACAUGACACCGAGGCCUGGUUUCCCGCAAAGAGUAUUGCCAACAACACCAAAUCAUAAUGAGAAGGAAGAUACUUCUGCAGAAAUCGUUAUAGACAAGACUGUGAUAGAAAAUAUUAGCACUGAAGAUCAGCCUAUAAAUCCUUCAUCUCCAUCACCAAAAGCUGAAGAGGAAGAGGAAGACUCUUUAAAGCCGUCGACUUUACCUGCUGAUAACAUAAGCAGUCUUGUCUCGCCAGGAGGUAGUACUUUCGAUUAUCUAUACGAAUUUUCAGAGACACGGAAAGUAUUGGAGGAAUUCUUCAAAUGCCCGGCGCCGACAAAAGAAAAGGAAAACAAUAUAGAAUCCUUUCCUUUCCAGGAUCUUGAUUAUGAAUUGCGAAGACAAGGAGGAAGUGCAUAUGUUGGCCAGCGAUUAGCAAGUGGUCCACCUGUGACAGAAGAGGUUAUGGUACAUGAAUCUCCUAAGAAGCAACGAACAGAAUUUUCACAAAAUGCAGGUGAACACGAGAACAAUUUUCUGGAUCUCUCAGUAGGUACCGGUAGCAGUGAAGAUCUUGGAGAGACUGAAGUUGGCUUGCAAGUAGGACACUCGCGUAAUUUUACGCUGAGUCCCGAAACAACCGACUGUGACAGUAAUUGUGGUGAUUUAGACAGCGAAGUAUCCCUCAUGAUGAUGGAUAAUGAAUUGAUGCCGGCAAGUGGCCUUCUCGGAUCGGUCGGCGAUUUGGGGAAUAAUUCGGAUUCCCUGAGAAUAUACACUAGCAUGCCGGUAUUAGAGGACGGUCUGUCUAGUGGACAUGCGAGCGAUACUGACAACAAUAAUCCUACUGUGAUGCUUAUGAAACGGCAAAUAAAUGAAAUAGAAAAGGAGAUCAUACAGAGAACUCGUAACGAUAUGUUGGGCACGAAUGAGAAUGACUCGGGGAAAGAUGUUAGUCUAAAUGUAACAAAAGAUAUUUUACACACGUUGAAAACUACAUCUCCCGAUCUGUUUAUCGCGAAGAAGGAAAAUUCGUAUGACACGAACGAACUACAACUCGAUGGAUUGGAUCCACUGGGCACACCGCCACCACCGGCACCUCAGGGACGACAAAGUGUAACCUUGGAGGUAAAUUGUGGCGAGGUAGAAGCGGCCAUCAAAGACAUCAGAAUGGCCCUACAAAGGACUAAAACUCUGCCUGUGAAAUCACCAUCGGAAGAGCCGCCGGAACCGAGCGUUAGUCCGAUAUGGAUACCAAGUAUAAUGGAUGGCAGGCGGAGAGUCUGUAUGGAAAGCAAUAGCGAAGAAUCUGAUGCGCGUCGUAUAGGUGACGAGGUUGAUGUGGAAGUUGAAGAAUGUCCAGACGAGGAAGAGGCAGAUACUGAUCUUGAAACGGAUCGGUUACUUGGACAACAAAGAACAGACGAUCAAGGAUUUUAUGAUGACAAGGGGUGGAGGAAGCCUAAGACUAGGACUAUGUUACCACCAAUGAAUGCGAAAGUCGCUACUCCAAAGCAAACCCCUCCCAAAACCUUGAGUGUCGCCCCGAUAGAAACGCUAGCGCCUUCCGAGCCUAUACCCUCGACAUCUGCCUCGAUCUCCCCACCUCCUGUAGUGUCUGUUAUACAAUCGUCGUCUUCUAACGAGUGUGAAGUAGCCACUCCCGCGCAACCUACAUCGAGUCCGCAGAAGACCCCAGUCAAAAACUCUCCCUCAUCCCCUCAGAGCCUCAAGGAAUCCAACAACAAAGUGAAAAAGGAUAAGGAGGGAAAGAAAAAGAGCAGAAACAAGGAAGACUUACUGGAUGAUCCAUCAGUGUUGAUCGAGGGUGUGCUGUUCCGCGCGAGGUACUUAGGUUCCACGCAACUGGUGUGCGAGGGUCAGCCAACGAAGUCGACUCGCAUGUGUCAAGCGGAGGAAGCCGUUUCCAGGAUAAAGGAUGAUGGGCCGGUGCCGAUGCAGGCAACGCUCUUAAACUAUGGGGGGCAGCAUGGGUAUGGUCGCUGCAGCAUUGCCUCGCAAGGAAGCCUAGAGGAGGACGAGUGCGACUCGAGCGAAGAACUUAUAGGAAGCGCUUCUGGUGGGGGCCAGUCCGAGUCGCAAGCGCUUGGGGCCCAGCCGAAACUGGCCCCGAUCAGUGGCUGCUUGGGGCCCACAACCGUUUUCAGACUACAGUUUCUCGGGUCGGUGGAGGUGGAAGAGGAAGGGGGACGUAAACGGCGUAAGCGCCUUAAGAACCACAUGGUGGAGGAGGCUGUGACGAAGAUAAAGGCGCUGGCACCGGACGGUGACACUCAGCCAAGCACGGAGGUAGAUCUCUUUAUCUCGACGGAGAAGAUCAUGGUUCUCAACACUGAUCUGAAGGAGAUCAUGAUGGAUCACGCGCUACGCACGAUUUCCUACAUAGCGGACAUCGGUGAUCUGGUAGUGCUAAUGGCGCGGCGACGUUUCGUGCCCCACGAAAUGGAGGAAGUACCAAAAAUCAACCGUACUCCGAAGAUGAUAUGCCACGUUUUCGAAAGUGAGGAGGCUCAAUUUAUAGCACAAAGUAUUGGACAAGCAUUCCAAGUAGCUUACAUGGAGUUCCUAAAGGCAAACGGGAUUGAGGAUCAUAGCUUUGUUAAGGAAAUGGAUUAUCAGGAGGUGCUCAAUUCGCAGGAGAUAUUCGGCGACGAGCUGCAGAUGUUCGCGAAGAAGGAGAUGCAGAAAGAGGUAGUGGUACCGAAAGCGAAGGGAGAGAUCCUCGGUGUUGUGAUCGUUGAGUCCGGCUGGGGCUCCAUGCUGCCAACCGUAGUCAUAGCAAAUCUUGCGCCGGCCGGUGCCGCCGCGCGUUGCGGUCAGCUUAACAUUGGCGAUCAGAUAAUAGCGAUUAACGGUGUAUCGUUGGUCGGCUUGCCUUUGUCCACGUGUCAGACUUACAUAAAGAACUCGAAGAAUCAAACGGUCGUCAAGUUAACUGUCGUGCCGUGUGCACCUGUCGUCGAAGUGAAAAUCAAGAGACCCGACACGAAAUAUCAGUUAGGAUUUAGUGUACAGAACGGAGUGAUAUGUAGUCUAUUGAGAGGUGGUAUCGCCGAGCGGGGCGGAGUUCGGGUGGGCCAUAGGAUAAUUGAAAUUAAUAAUCAGAGUGUUGUUGCUGUACCGCACGAAAAGAUUGUUAAUCUUCUGGCUACGUCAGUGGGAGAGAUUUUGAUGAAAACGAUGCCCACGUCGAUGUUUAGGCUAUUGACCGGCCAAGAGUCUCCGGUGUACAUAUAAAAAGCGUUCAGUUGCCUGGCUGAUGCGUAGUGAACAGACAAUACAUCCACCAUCCACUACCAUACUAUCUGCUACUAUCUUUACUGUACAGGUUUAUUCUAUGCAAAUCGCUUUGUGUUUUCGAUUCUUAUGGGACGAUUCGAUACAUUUACCAGCUCCUGCUUAGUAAACGAGACCUACAUAGGUACGUCGCAGAAACGUUACUAAAUAUCUACUCAAGCAUAAUUUAUAUGAUUAUCGAUUAUUGUAUAAGAGAUAUACGUAUAGUACUAAUCAAUGAGAUUCUCUAUAACAUAAAUAUAUUUCUUGAAAUCUUGCCAGAUAUUAUUUCCGAUAUAUGUCGAUGUUGAUAUUUGAUUUAUUUGCGUCUGAGCGAUGUAAAGAUUACGGCGAAAUUGCCGCGAUAAGUAUUUGAUUUGUUACGAGUAUCUAGCGAUAGAAGGACGAUAGAAGAAAAAAAAAAAUAUUGAUUUUCAAUACACAACACAGUGGAUGUUACAGAGAAUCGCAUUAUUCGCGCCAAGGAAGAUGAUAGGUGAUGCAAAUGAUGCAGUUGCACAUGAUUAUAAAUAGCACAAAGCUCUUUAGCAACAGCUGGAGCAGAGCUGGAACUGUAUAUUACGUAGUUUAAUGACGUAGUAAUAUUUAUAAAAAGGAUCUCCCUCUAUCUCUGGAGAUACUUGAAGCUAAAGCGUUUAUUUAAUCUUUUUUAUCUUUAAGGCCGACGAAUACUCGCGGCGUGACACCCCGAGUGUAUUAAUUUGUACUAAAAUUACUAUCUAUCGUAGAAAACUUCGGACGCGUAAAUCUCGUGAUAAAUAACGUCAUAGUAAUUAUAUAGAAGAGAGUGCAGAGUAACGUAUUCUAUACGAGACAGAUUUUUUUAAACGAUUAGAUUAAUUCGUUUUGCAAGAUAUUGAGCUGACUUUUGGUAACGAAUGAUCAUCGAAAUGUCGCUGAACAAAAACGUUGACUCAGCACACCAUGUAUGCCUACGUACCGCUUUAUCGACAUUCUAUUCUAUGAUAUUAUAUCCAUCUGUAACGAAAAUGAAAUCAUAACGCAGCAUAUUCACCGCGUGAUAUUAUUCUUAAAGUGAAAAUAUUUGAAAGUCCUUCAUGCUUCAUAAAUGAUUAUCAUUCGCGAGAAGAUGACCUAAGAAAAAAAGAGUUUUGUUUGCUUCGAAUAAAUUGCGAUGUCCGCAAAUGCACAAUUUUAAUAAAUAAUUUAGAAUAAUACUUGUUUUCGGAAGAGAUAUGCGACUCGUCUUUUUGUUUCUCGCGAAUAAUAAUCAACUAUAAGCUUGCUAUCAUCUUGUUCCCGGUAUAUUACAUUAAUUCGCUUCUUCGAUCACGCGUUGAUAAAUAUUGAGAAGUGACUGUGCAUAUUUAAAAGUUCAGCUUUCAUAAACAUAAGAUCGAUUUAGACACUUUACAGUAAAAAUCUUCGAACUUUCGAACAUCUUACGUCUUCUAGCUCUCUCUUUCUCUUUCGAUACUUUAGAAAUCUCUACGCUUUCGCGCUCGAUUUAAAUAGAAAUUCAACAUCUUCAUCGGAUUCUUGACUCUAAUUAAAUCUGAACUCAGAAAAAAUCAUGGUAUAAGCUAUUUUGAAAUGAAGCUUUAUGCUGAUAGCAUUAUAAAUGUCUGUCAAUUAGAUAUCUUUGUCUUUCGAAAUUUCACGCCAUUUCAAAAUAAUACACAUCUAUUUUAAAAGUGAAAUAACACUUUUAGGUAAUCUCAUUUUGUAAAUUCUUGUGAUGGAUUGGCGAGGAAUGCUUAAAAAGCAACUAAAAAUCUUUCUAUCCGAUUUUGCAGAGUAGAAUUAUUUUUAAUUCACUUUCCGCGUUCGGAAAAGUUCAGCUUACAAAGAUAGUUCUAGUAGUUAAUCGUAGAAAGGCUUAUGAAUGGCACCUUAUCAACUUGCAGUAAGUCUUCAUUCACUGUGUAUAAUACUUACAUGUAAAAUAUGUAAAUUCGAGUCUUAACGUAGUUUCACUGCAUAUAGGCAUGCAAAAUGAAAUCUAGCUUCUCCUGACUUAUAACUCCCCGUCAAAAAAAA